AAAGCAACAUUAAGAUAAAACCGUACCGUUGGAUAUCCCAAUAGCGAAGAAAAAGAAGGGAAUUUGAUACCAUACGUGUUGCACUUUCAGCUUGGCAGAUUCAACAACAACAGCCACAAUCCCCGAAGCAAAUGAAGAACACCCAAGAAUAUCUUUUACUUUCUCGCCGAUAACCAAUCCAAUCCAAUCCAACCGACCCCUUUUUACAGUUUUUCUGCUACCUUCCUCCUCGUGUCUUCUUCUCAUAUCUUCCACGUCUCUUUCCAUGGCCGCUUUUCAAUUUCCCCCUCCCUACCGACUUCACUAUCAAAAUCAACCCUUUGUUUAUUCCUUUAAAAUCCCAUUUUCCUAACCACCCAUUUCUCCAAAUUUUAGUUUUCUUUAGCUAUGAGGUUGUAUGUUUAUGUAUUGGAGGCUAAGGAUCUCCAUGUGAAGGAUUCGUUUGUGAAGCUUCGAGUUGGGAGGCGUAAGGCCAAGACGAGAAUUAUGAGGAAUUGCUCUAAUCCUGUUUGGAAUGAGGAGUUUAUUUUCAAGUUUCGUGAUGUUAAUGAUGAACUAGUUGUGUCUGUUUAUGAACACAGUGAUGAAUCUAAUUUCUUUCAUGCUUCAUCGGGUUUGAUUGGUCGUGUUCGGAUACCUAUACGGACUGUUACUGCUGAGGAUUCACAGACCUUGCCUCCCACUUGGUUUGAUCUGCGAAGGUCCAAAACUGAGAAAUUUAUCGAUGAAGUUGCUGGGAAAGUGCUUCUUAUUGUCUCAUUACAUGGAAAAGGCAACGUAAUCAAUCAAUCAAGUGUUACUAAUACUAAUCCUAAACCUUUAGAAGACUCGUCUGCAAGUCCACAGGAUUUGAUUGGCGCCAAAUCUUCAUCCAACAAGGCUGUUAAAUGGAAGCCUAACAAGAAAAGUAUUGUGAGUCGUUUGGAGAGGUUGUUUCAUAAGAGUGAUGAGGACACAAGAACAGAUAAUUCUUCAGAGUUAUCAAGUGCCACGUCAGAUACUGAAGAGCGCAUUAAUGGGCAUCUGUCUGAAUCUAGCUUUGAUGAAGCUAUUGAGACGUUGCAGCUGAGGAGCAAUGGAGAAGAAAUGCCAGAAAAUUUAUCUGGCGGGGUUCUUGUGGAUCAGGUGUAUGUAGUUUCACCAGGUGAUUUGAACAAGCUUCUCUUUUCGACAGGUUCACAGUUCAGGAGAGAACUAGCAGAGCAUCAGGGAAUAACAAAUUUAGAAGAAGGAACUUGGUCUUGGAAACGAGGGGAUGUACCUUGUCUUUCACGGAUUGUAUCUUACAGAAAACCUGCAACUAAGGUUGUUGGAGCUAUUAAUGCUACGGAGGAACAAACCUACAUUAAAGGGGAUGGAUGGGAAUUUGCUGUUUUGGUAAAUGUAAAUACACCUGAGGUACCAUUUGGUAAUGCAUUCAAUGUUGAGUUACUCUACAAGAUAAUGCCUGGCCCUGAGUUAAUUUCUGGAGAAGAGACUUCCCAUUUUGUAGUUUCUUGGGGUAUAAACUUCCUCCAUAGUACAAUGAUGAAAGGCAUGAUUGAGAAAGGGGCUCGUCAGGGGCUAGAGGAAAAUUUUGUCCAAUUCUCUAAUUUGCUGGCUCAACAUCUUAAAAUUCCGAAUUCUACUGAGUUAUUGAACAAGGGUCAUGUGUUGUCAGCUUUUGAGAAUAACCGCCAAUCAAAUUUUGAAUUAGCCCGCCAAUACUUCUGGAAUUUCACUGUAUUUUCUACCUUGUUCGUCCUGCUAUACGUACUUGUGCACAUCAUUCUUUCUAAGCGUAAAACAACGCAAGGCUUGGAGUUCAUUGGAAUGGAUUUGCCAGAUAGUUUAGGAGAACUUGUUACUAGUGGAAUUUUAGUCCUUCAGUUGGAACGUGUUUAUUACAUGAUCUCACAUUUCAUUCAAGCUAGGUUAAAAAGAGGAGGUGACCAUGGAGUCAAAGGCCAAGGAGAUGGAUGGAUCCUAACCAUAGUUCUUUUAGAAGGAGUGAACAUUUCAUCCUUGGAUUCUGUUGGAUCCUCAGACCCUUGUGUGGUUUUCACAUGCAAUGGUAAAAAAAGAACUAGCUCUGUUGAGCUUCAAACUCAUGAGCCUCAGUGGAAUGAGAUACUGGAGUUUGAUGCCAUGAAGGAACCACCAUCAGUAUUAUAUGUGGAGGUUUUCGACUUUGAUGGUCCAUUUGACCAGGCUACUUCACUCGGGCAUGCAGAGAUUAAUUUCCUAAAAUAUAAAUCAAGUGAACUUGCAGAUAUAUGGGUUCCCCUUGAGGGGAAGCUUGCUCAAUCUUCUCAGUCGAAGCUACACUUGAGAAUCUUCUUAGAAAAUACUGAUGGAAUUGAAACAAUAAGACAAUACUUGUCUAUGAAGGGAAAGGAGGUUGGUAAGAAGCUGCAUCCUAGGUCACCUUAUAGGAACUCAACAUUUCAAAAACUUUUCGGUUUGCCGGCAGAAGAGUUUCUUGUCAGCGACUUCACAUGCUCCUUGAAAAGAAAAAUGCUUCUUCAGGGGAGAUUAUUUGUAUCUGCCAGAGUCAUCGGGUUUUACGCCAAUUUCUUCGGACAGAAAACAAAGUUUUUCUUUCUCUGGGAGGACAUUGAAGAUAUAGAAGUACUGCACCCCUCCCUUUCCUCUCUAGGUAGCCCAUCAUUAGUCAUAAUACUUAAAAAAGGUCGAGGUCUUGAAGCAAGUCACGGUGCAAAGUCUCAAGAUGAAGAGGGUAGACUCAGAUUUUACCUCCAAUCAUUUGUCUCAUUCAAUGUAGCCAGCAGGACGAUUAUAGGUAUGUGGAGAACAAGGACAUCGACCCUUGAUCAGAAAGCACAGGUUGCUGAAAUGUCAAAUGAUUCCGAAGAAAGGUCAGUUUUGGUGGAGGAUAUGGAAUGUUUUUUGGAUGUAGAAGAUACAAAGAUGUCAAAGUUGUAUGUUGCAGAACUUCCUAUAAAUAUAAAAUCGUUGAUGGAGUUCUUUGAGGGUGGCAAACUAGAACACAGGGUGAUGGAAAAAUCUGGUUGUCUAGACUAUGCAACGACACCAUGGAAAUCCGUGAAACCCGGUCUCCUCGAAAGACGCAUUUCUUACCAAUUCAAUCACAAUAUUUCGAUCUUUGAAGGCAAAGUCACAUGCAUUCAGCAAAAAUUUCCCAUGGCAGCAGCAAACACAGGCAAUGAUGAAGAAGAAUGGGUAGUAAACGAGGUCAUGAGCUUGCAUGAUGUCCCAUUUGGCGAAUGUUUUCGUUUAGUGUUGUGGUUUGCAGAUACAUUUUAGGUACCGUUUUGAGGAUUGUGAGCUAGCUAAAAAUGCUUGCAAAUGUGAGGCUUUCUAUGGAAUCACAUGGCUUAAAAGCACGGAGCUUCAGCAGAAGAUCACCCAGAACGUAGCCGAUGAAUUUGGACAUCGACUAAAAGUGCUAUUUGAACUGAUGGAGAGGGAGAUUCUUCUUGCAACCUAACAAAAUUCUACUUCAACUCCGCUUCUGUUUCAUUGUCUAAUCUAAGUUUUAGUUUGGAAUGAUUGUAAUUCUGACAAUUUAAAGAAAAAUUAACAUUAAAAAAAAAAGGGAAAUACCAAUUCAGUUUAUA
Molecule: messenger RNA, 3581 nt
Organism: Cucumis melo (muskmelon)
Lineage: Eukaryota; Viridiplantae; Streptophyta; Magnoliopsida; Cucurbitales; Cucurbitaceae
Product: C2 and GRAM domain-containing protein At5g50170
Exons: 9
Coding region: 388-3267 (959 amino acids)
Source: RefSeq, a predicted model, not a curated record